AUGACUGAAGUUGAGCUCCAGGCACCACCAAGCGACGGUGUCUCGUGUCUCCGUUUCGGUGCUCAGUCCCAGCUAUUGGUAGCAUCAUGGGACGCAACACUGCGUGUCUACGAUGGUGCUAGAUUGCGCACAAGCGUCGAGAUGGAGACGCCUGUACUCAGCUGUUGCUACGGCAAAGACGACGCCGAGGCCUUUGCGGGUGGUCUCGACUGUGUUGUGAGUCACGUGGACAUGAAAACACGCCAUAAAACGGCAAUUGGGACGCACAAUGCUGCUGUAAGACACGUGGGUUACUCGAAUGAGUGUGGAUUGACAGUGAGUGGCGGUUGGGAUGGCCUCAUAAAGAUCUUUGACGUCCGGAAUGGAGUUAACGCUAUGAUUCAUGAGAUUCAAGUGCCUGGAAAGGUCUUUGGUAUGGACGUUCGUAAUCAUUUAGUAGCAAUUGGCACAUCUGAGAAACAAAUGAUGGUGUUUGAUAUGAGACAAUUGGAUCAGCCUCUUGUCCGGAAAGAAAGUCCCUUAAAAUACCAGAUACGCUGCGUCCGUGUCUUUCCUGAUCUUAUGGGAAUCGCUCUGGCGUCAGUAGAAGGUCGUGUGGCACUUGAAUACUUUGAUGACGACACGAUAAUGAUGGAAAUGAGUAAAAAGAAACGCAGUUACGCAUUUAAAUGUCAUCGUGGUAAAGUGGACGGUCAGACGCUUAUUUAUCCCGUUAAUGCAAUUGCUUUUCAUCCAACGUAUGGUACGUUUGCCACGGGAGGAUGCGACGGAGUUGUGAACCUUUGGGACGGCGCCAACAAAAAACGCAUCACGCAUUUGCGUCAAUAUCCGACGAGUAUCUCGGCCAUGGAUUUUAAUCAUGAUGGAUCAGUACUUGCUAUUGCUGCUUCGUACACCUAUGAACAGGGUGAGAAAGACCACCCGAACGAUGCCAUUUUCCUUCACACGGUGCAGGAUUCCGAGGUACGGCCUAAGAAGAAGGCUGUGGCGUAA
This is a messenger RNA of Peronospora farinosa, 993 nucleotides long. The record is from the annotation of a GenBank genome assembly. Lineage: Eukaryota; Oomycota; Peronosporomycetes; Peronosporales; Peronosporaceae.